GUGACCACUGCAUGCUUCUUCCUCUUUCCCUCUAAACCCUACCGAACUAUAAAACCGCCUCUACUCUUCCAUUCUUUUAUCACUGUAUUUCUUUCUCUCUCUCUCUCUCUCUCUCUCGCUUCUGUGUUUUAUUCGCUGCUUCCGAAGGGAUUUAGGAAAUCGGCAACAGCAAAAUGCAGGACUCAACCUCCGCUCAUGGCGGACUCACCAUUAUACAAUCGUCAAUGCUCAUGUCGCAGCCGGAACCAAAUGACGUCGUCGGUUACGCUUCCCUCUUUCCCCACAUUUUGGGUUCCACUCCCGAUCCUUCCCUCCCUUUCGCACCUUACGAAGUGGAUUCAGACUCCGAGACCUCCUCUUCAAGCGCCGCCGCCAUUCAGAAACUCCACCUCGUCCACUCACUUCUCACACAAGACCGACAGGAGAUGGUCAACCGUCACAAUCUCUGCCUCACGCGCCUCCGUGAAGCCAGUGAAGAAGCCGACUCUCUCCGCCGUGAGAACACCCAUCUCCGGACCGUCAAUCGAGAGCUGAACAAGCACCUGAAUCUCCUAAUCCAAGCCGCGGUGCAGAAACAACUCGACGCUUCGACGUCUGAGUAUACGGGGUUGAUCAGGACAUUGAACACGUUUCGCAAUCGUGCUCCUGCUUUGGAUAAUGAAGAAGUGAGCGACGAAAGCCCGACGAGUGUGAUCGAAAAUGGAAUGGUCGAGAAUGUUGAGGGGGGAAGGUCAUCGCUGCCCAAGAGCAUUUCUGUGAGGUCCAGUGGGUACUUGAAGAUGGGAACUCAUGCCGUUGCCAGCAAUGGCGGUCGGGCUCGGAGCUCGACAAGGUCUCGAGCUGCGACUCCACAGACUGUUAAGCAAAAGGUAUGCGUGAGCGGAAGAAAGAAAGAGGAGGUGCCACUUGAAUUGGACGUGUAUAAGCAAGGCAUGUUCAAGACUGAGCUGUGCAACAAAUGGCAGGAGACCGGUGCAUGCCCUUAUGGAGACCAAUGCCAAUUUGCUCACGGAAUUGAGGAGCUCCGUCCAGUCCUUCGCCACCCACGCUACAAGACCGAGGUUUGUAGGAUGGUCAUUGCCGGUGUUCCCUGUCCAUAUGGUCACCGAUGCCAUUUCCGCCAUGCCCUCACUGACCAGGAGAGGUUCAUGAUUCCACUGAAGCGCAGGCCAAGCGCGCCUCUGGACAGGUGAAAUAUAUAUAUCAUCCUUGAUAAAAGAAUAACGAUGACUGUGCAUGACAAGAAGACCAUGAUCGGGUAUAUUACUUAGAUGUUUAUAUGCGAAAUGGUAAAUAAUAAUACUCUCAUUAUAUAGUAUAAGUAUACCCCAAUUUGGACAGAACAUAUAACAUAAAAUAAUAAUUUGUGUUAUGUGUUAGUUAAUGUUGAUCCGAGAAUCUGCU
This is a messenger RNA of Ziziphus jujuba (common jujube), 1404 nucleotides long. Its product is annotated as zinc finger CCCH domain-containing protein 15. NCBI's taxonomy places the organism in Eukaryota, Viridiplantae, Streptophyta, Magnoliopsida, Rosales, Rhamnaceae. The record is from RefSeq and is a predicted model, not a curated record. Bases 174 to 1193 code for a protein of 339 amino acids. Gene Ontology annotation, molecular function: metal ion binding; mRNA binding. The transcript has 3 exons.